Messenger RNA from Saccharomyces kudriavzevii IFO 1802, 2892 nucleotides. It is a transcript of the gene CHS2, whose product is annotated as chitin synthase CHS2. The coding region runs from base 1 to 2892 and encodes 963 amino acids. Lineage: Eukaryota; Fungi; Ascomycota; Saccharomycetes; Saccharomycetales; Saccharomycetaceae. The record is from RefSeq and is a predicted model, not a curated record. The transcript has a single exon. Gene Ontology annotation, molecular function: chitin synthase activity. Gene Ontology annotation, cellular component: cell septum; cell periphery.
AUGACAAGAAACCCGUUCAUGGUGGAGCCUUCGAGUGGCUCCCCCGGCAGACGUGGUGCUUCAAACCUCUCAAGAUUUUAUACAAACACCAGCAGCAACUCUCGGUGGGCCAACGCAAGUGAGGAGAGCUUGGAUGAGGGCAAUGACCAGUCGAACGUGUUCCAGGGCCUUCCGCCGUCUCCCUCGAGAGCAGCAUUGAGAUACUCUCCAGAUCGUCGUCAUAGAACUCAGUUUUACCGUGACAGCGCUCAUAAUUCGCCCGUCGCUCCCAACAGGUACGCUGCUAAUUUGCAGGAGUCUCCCAAGCGGGCAGGUGAAGCUGUUAUACACCUGGGUGACGGUGGCAGUCUAUAUGCUCGUGAUAAUGCAGAACCAUCGGCAGACACCUACCAUCUAUCACCACAACAACCGCCCAGUAACAAUCUGUUUGGCAGUGGCAGGUUGUAUUCCCAAAGCUCGAAAUAUACGGUGUCUACUUCCUCUACUACGGCACCUUCGCUGACAGAGGCAGAUGAUGAAAAGGAAAAAUACCUCACUUCGACGGCUUCUUAUGACGAUCAGUCUACUAUUUUCUCUGCUGACACUUUCAAUGAAACGAAAUUCGAGUUAAACCAUCCAACAAGACAGCAAUAUGUAAGACGUGCCAAUUCUGAGAGCAAAAGAAGAAUGGUCUCAGACUUGCCUCCCCCCAGCAAGAAAAAGGCACUACUGAAGCUAGAUAAUCCAAUACCAAGGGGGUUGCUAGACACUUUGCCCCGGAGGAAUUCCCCUGAGUUCACAGAAAUGAGAUAUACAGCUUGUACUGUGGAACCGGACGAUUUCCUGAAGGAAGGCUACACUUUGAGAUUUGCGGAGAUGAACAGAGAAUGUCAAAUUGCAAUCUGUAUUACCAUGUACAAUGAAGACAAGUAUUCGCUGGCAAGAACUAUUCAUUCUAUAAUGAAAAAUGUUGCACAUCUUUGUAAACGUGAAAAAUCCCAUGUCUGGGGUCCCAACGGCUGGAAAAAGGUCUCUGUUAUUUUGAUUAGUGAUGGCAGAGCUAAGGUCAACCAGGGAUCCCUGGAUUACUUAGCUGCUUUGGGUGUCUAUCAGGAAGACAUGGCCAAGGCGUCUGUCAAUGGUGAUCCAGUGAAGGCGCACAUCUUUGAAUUGACGACUCAGGUCUCCAUCAAUGCGGAUCUGGACUACGUUUCGAAAGACAUUGUCCCCGUACAACUGGUUUUCUGUCUUAAGGAAGAAAAUAAGAAGAAGAUCAAUUCUCAUCGUUGGUUGUUUAACGCAUUUUGUCCCGUUUUGCAACCCACUGUCGUCACUUUGGUCGAUGUUGGUACACGUCUGAAUAGUACUGCAAUUUACAGGUUAUGGAAGGUUUUUGAUAUGGAUUCAAACGUCGCGGGAGCUGCUGGUCAAAUCAAGACCAUGAAGGGUAAAUGGGGGUUGAAACUCUUCAAUCCAUUAGUCGCAUCGCAAAAUUUUGAGUACAAGAUCUCGAAUAUCUUGGAUAAACCUCUAGAAAGCGUUUUCGGUUACAUAUCUGUUCUUCCUGGUGCCUUAUCCGCAUAUAGAUAUAGGGCGUUGAAAAACCACGAAGAUGGAACUGGGCCUCUAAGGUCUUAUUUCCUUGGUGAAACUCAAGAGGGGAGAGACCAUGAUGUAUUUACUGCAAACAUGUAUUUGGCUGAAGACAGAAUUCUUUGUUGGGAACUGGUCGCCAAGAGAGAUGCUAAAUGGGUUUUGAAAUAUGUCAAGGAAGCCACCGGUGAAACGGAUGUUCCUGAAGAUGUUUCCGAAUUUAUUUCUCAGAGAAGACGUUGGUUAAAUGGUGCAAUGUUUGCUGCAAUUUAUGCUCAAUUGCAUUUCUAUCAAAUCUGGAAAACUAAACAUUCUGUUGUACGAAAAUUCUUCCUACAUGUUGAAUUUCUUUACCAGUUCAUUCAAAUGCUCUUUUCCUGGUUUUCGAUUGCAAAUUUUGUCCUGACUUUCUAUUAUCUGGCAGGAUCAAUGAAUCUGGUGAUUAAACAUGGCGAAGCUUUAUUCAUUUUUUUCAAGUAUUUGAUCUUUUGUGAUUUGGCAAGUUUGUUCAUUAUUUCCAUGGGUAAUAGGCCUCAAGGUGCGAAGCAUCUAUUCAUUACGUCUAUGAUUAUACUGUCUAUCUGUGCUACAUAUUCAUUGGUUUGUGGGUUUGUCUUUGCCUUCAAGUCAUUGGCCUCUGGUACAGAAUCACACAAAAUUUUCGUCGACAUUGUUAUCUCAUUGUUAUCCACCUAUGGUCUUUACUUUUUCUCAUCACUCAUGUACCUUGAUCCUUGGCACAUGUUUACAUCAUCUAUACAGUACUUCUUGACACUUCCCGCCUUUACAUGUACUCUACAGAUUUUUGCCUUCUGCAAUACACACGACGUUUCUUGGGGUACUAAAGGAUCCACGCAGGAAUCCAAGCAAUUGUCCAAAGCCAUCGUGGUUCAAGGUCCAGAUGGUAAACAAAUCGUGGAAACAGAUUGGCCUCAAGAGGUUGAUAAGAAGUUUUUGGAAAUAAAAAGUCGUUUGAAGGAGCCUGAAUUUGAAGAACCAAGCGGUAACGAAAAGCAAUCCAAAAACGAUUAUUACAGAGACAUAAGAACCAGGAUUGUGAUGAUAUGGAUGUUAUCGAAUCUGAUACUAAUUAUGUCCAUCAUUCAAGUCUUCACACCACAAGAUACCGACAACGGUUAUUUGAUUUUCAUUUUAUGGUCGGUGGCCGCUUUAGCUGCCUUUAGAGUGGUCGGUUCUAUGGCCUUUUUGUUCAUGAAAUAUCUGCGUAUAAUAGUAAGCUACAGGAAUAAAGUGGAAGGUAGUGGAUCUUGGGAAGUUUCCAAAUUAGACUUAUCGAACGUUUUCAACAAGAAGGGUUAA